AUGUCACUUCGACAGGGGGGUCCAGGACUACACAGUCUUUCACCUUCGCUGUUUGACUAUUUUGUAGCUGGCCCAUCUUUGUCCAGGCCAAUACCACUGGAUGUGGGAGACCACGACAUGAGAAAGAAAUUUGAAAAGGUAAAACUGGCAGACGUGCGUCUACAUGAGUCAAUGAUAACUUAUAAGUAGAAAUAAAAACGUUAGCGAGAGACUUAAAAAAAGGGGGGGAAAUGGCGCUGUAUCAACCUAACUGAAUUUUAAUUUCAGGAAUCGCAGGAAUUUUAAAAUAAAUUCUCUUCAAGCUUAUUCGUUUCAUGUCAAUUGAGGAGACUUAUCGGAGACGUAUUAUUAGGGCGUCUCAUCAAUCCAAGUCCCUUAAAACGGGAUGCCUGUUUUUGCCACUUUAUUUUUAGCACAAACCUUCCCGCAGCUAUCAGGCUUACAUGCUCUCUUCGUUUUGCAGAUAUCUGAAGCUGUCAAUAAGAACCAAUUUGAUCGAGCAGUAAGGGAGGAGUCGGAAUUUAUUAUCGAGUGUGGAAUUAGUAAAAUUAAUAGGGAGUUUAGUGAAAAGAGCGAACUAGAGGUUUUACUGUGUAAAAGUUUAGUCAAGGCCUUCAGUGGGUAG
Molecule: messenger RNA, 625 nt
Organism: Porites evermanni
Lineage: Eukaryota; Metazoa; Cnidaria; Anthozoa; Scleractinia; Poritidae
Source: the annotation of a GenBank genome assembly